This is a messenger RNA of Racocetra persica, 158 nucleotides long. Lineage: Eukaryota; Fungi; Glomeromycota; Glomeromycetes; Diversisporales; Gigasporaceae. The record is from the annotation of a GenBank genome assembly.
AUGAUGGAAGAAAGCGAUUAUAUAGAGUUAAAACUAGAAGAGGAGAAACAAGAAAUUGAUGUAGAAUCAGCAGAAAGUUCACUGGCCCGGCGUCUAGAGAACAAUGAGACUUGGAACAUAUUAAAAAUGAAAAUUGUGCUACUGAAAAAAGAAAGUGG